AUGCUCACAAGACAAAUAGUUCGUACGAUCAGAUUUCAUCGCCCAAAUGGGGCCGGACAAGUGGUGACCCUAGCUAGCAUAGCGGGAGCGGGAACGGGGGAUAGGGGAAGAUCGCCGUUGGACUCUCGGGAACGAGGUCAUCAAUCAGGCGGCAACGAAUCAAGUGACAAUGUGCUGCCGACAUUGUCACUCAUCUUUGGAGGAUCAAUUAUGACAUACCUGAUAACGGAAAAGAUAAAGAAAAAACCGACGAAAGUCUACGCUAAAGAAGCAUCACUGGACGAGAUCCGCAAAGCGCACGAUACGCCACGGAAGGAUCUGCCCGAGUUCACGAUGGACGAGAUCGUGAAGCACAACGCCCCGGUGCCCGGCAUCUGGGUAACGUACGGAAUCGGUGUCUACGAUAUCACCUCGUUCGUACCGAAGCACCCGGGCAGCGACAAGGUGAUGCUGGCCGCCGGUGGUGCCAUCGAUCCCUUCUGGCACAUCUUUCAGCAGCACAACACGCUGGAGGUGUUGACGCUACUGGAAACGUUCCGCAUCGGGAACCUGCGGCAGGACGACGUGGUUGGUACGGCGGACCUACACGAUCCGUGGGCAGCGGAACCGAAACGCCAUCCCAUCCUGCGGCCGGCCACCUUGAAACCGUUCAACGCGGAACCUCCACCAGCGGUGCUGAUGGACAGUUUUCUAACCCCCAAUGAGUUUUUCUACGUCCGCAACCACUUGCCGGUGCCUGAGGUGGAUCUCCAAACUUACGAACUGGAGCUGGAGAACGAGAAGACGCAAGACGGCAGGACGAUCCGGUUCGAAGAUAUUCGGAAGUACCCGAAGCACACCGUGACGGCGACGAUAAUGUGCGGUGGCAAUCGGCGCAGCGAAAUGAUGGAGGUGAAACCAAUCAAGGGUCUGUCGUGGGGUCCGUCGGCGGUCGGAAACGCGCAAUGGAGUGGCGCCCGGCUGCGCGAUAUUCUGCGCGAUGCCGGUGUACGCGAAGACGACGAAGACGGCCACGUGCAGUUUGAGGGACUGGAUACGGAUCCCACCAGCACAGCUUACGGUGCUUCCAUUCCGCUCGCCAAAGCGAUGGAUCCACGUGGAGACGUCAUUCUGGCGUAUGAAAUGAACGGUCAACCGUUGACCCGUGAUCACGGAUUUCCGAUUCGAGUGAUCGUGCCGGGUGUGGUCGGUUCGCGGAAUGUGAAAUGGUUGGGACGGAUUGUUGUUUCGCGGGACGAAAGCAGCUCGCAUUGGCAGCAGAACGACUACAAAUCCUUCAGUCCGAGCACCGACUGGGAUACGGUAGAUUUUAAAACGGCACCGGCCAUUCAGAACAUGCCAGUCACGUCGGCGAUCUGUGUGCCGGCAAACGGUGCCACGGUGGAAGCGGCCGAUGGAUUUGUGAUGGUGAAAGGAUACGCUUGGUCGGGUGGUGGUUCCGCCAUCGUGCGCGUCGAUCUGACGGCCGACGGUGGCAAGAGUUGGAUCGUCGCCAAUCUGGAUGAGGAGGACAAGAGUGCGGGCCCUGGACGGCGCUGGUCGUGGACACUGUGGACGGCCAAGAUUCCCGUUAGCCCCGGACAGAAGGGGCCACUAGAAAUAUGGUCCAAAGCGGUCGAUUCCAACUACAACACGCAGCCGGAAACGUUCGCCAACAUCUGGAACCUGCGUGGGGUCGUCGGCAAUGCGUACAGUCGCGUGCGGAUCAAUGUGAAAUAGAAUAGGCAAAUGGUUGCCCGCCACGGGACAGAACUGUGCAGGUGCAAUUUCUGAAAUAUCAAAUAAUU
Messenger RNA from Anopheles bellator, 1787 nucleotides. RefSeq names its product sulfite oxidase, mitochondrial (gene shop). The transcript is spliced from 4 exons. The coding region runs from base 1 to 1719 and encodes 572 amino acids. Gene Ontology annotation, cellular component: mitochondrion. The record is from RefSeq and is a predicted model, not a curated record. Lineage: Eukaryota; Metazoa; Arthropoda; Insecta; Diptera; Culicidae. Gene Ontology annotation, molecular function: oxidoreductase activity; molybdenum ion binding.